Molecule: messenger RNA, 1050 nt
Organism: Oikopleura dioica
Lineage: Eukaryota; Metazoa; Chordata; Appendicularia; Copelata; Oikopleuridae
Source: the annotation of a GenBank genome assembly
AUGAGCCCCGCAAGCUAUUACAACGACUGCGAUGUAUCCCAAAACACCUGUCAAAACGGAGGCCGCUGCAUACAAAAAGGCUGGCCACAGAAGACCGAAUGUGUGUGCACUGGACGAUAUGCUGGUAAAAAAUGUGAGAUUCAAUCAAACUGGAGCUGUGGCAGGUCUUCUUGGUCUCGAGACGCUCCGAUGCCGACGACAAACGACAUAUUCAUCAAUAUGUGGAGUAACUAUCAACACCGGGCCCGACGAGCAGUUCCGACUCGGACAACCCCGUAUAUUCCACUCAUUUCAAGAGCCCCGCUUUUCGAGAAAGCCGAGAAAAAUGAAAGAGCUCUAGCCCAGCGCAGCGGAAAGUUAUCCGACAUUUCGCUUGAUCAUUUGAUCGACAUUCUUGAAGCAGUUAACUGGAAGUACACUUGUGCUGGAGUCCUUAUCGCGCCACAAUGGGUACUCACAGCUGCUCAUUGCGGUUACGAAAAGAACAUCAAAAACAACACGUCGCCAGGAGAAAGUUGGAAAGUUGUGGCCGGAGAAGAUUCGCAGUGGGAACUGGCUCCUGGGAUCGGCGUUACUUUGGCUGUGAUGCAUGACUACUCCUACCACUCGGACGAUAUUCCGAGAAAUGAUUUGAUGAUGCUAAAGCUCGACAGCAUUCUACAGACCCUGGAAAAUCGCUUCGACUCGCCGAAGCCAGGAGACAAAUGCACCAUCGCCGGCUGGGGAAUUCACACACGACAAGGAGAUCAGCCAGAGUUCUUGCAACAUGCAGAGAUUCCGAUCAUUUCAAAUGAGGAAUGCCGACGAAAAAAAGAUUAUUCGAGUAUUUCGGAAGACAUGAUCUGCGCUGGCUUCAAGGAAGGCGGCGUGGACGCCUGCAACGGCGACUCUGGAGGACCGCUCAUGUGUCAGCGAGAAGAUGGCUCAUUUUAUCUCCCCGGAAUCAUUUCUUGGGGCUACGAAUGUGCGGAAGUCGACUCGCCUGGCGUGUACACCCGAACAUCCAACUACUUGAGUUGGAUUCAUGACACGAUACAGAACAAUCCAUAG